AAACAUUUUAAUGCAUCGUUUUGAGCAACUUGAAAAUCUCAUUCGGUUGGUUUAUCUUUAACCGCGCUUGUAACGUUAAAAAUUAAAGAAAUUUUAAAUUUUCGGAAAUCUCAUUUUUCCAAAUCAAUUUUCUUUUUAAAAUUAAUCUAAAUUUAUUUAAAAUGACUAGUAAAAAGGAAAACAAGGUCGAUGAGAUGAGUGUCAGAGAAGAUGGAAGUUCGUAUUCUUACGAGGCUAUGGAGAGUCUCACGAACUAUCUCCUGGAGAGGACGAAGCAUCGCCCUCUGGUGGGUGUCAUUUGCGGAUCAGGCAUGGGUGGACUGGCCGAUAUGCUGGAAGACAGUGAAUCCUUUCCUUACAAUGAAAUACCUGGUUUCCCCACAAGCACAGUUGCUGGUCACAAGGGGAGAUUAGUGUUUGGUAAUUUAAAAGGAGUUCCCACUGUCUGCAUGCAAGGAAGAUUCCACGUUUACGAAGGAUACUCUUUAUGGAAGUGUGCCAUGCCGGUGCGUGUCAUGAAGCUGAUAGGAGUGAAGACACUGAUUGUCACCAAUGCAGCGGGUGGACUGAAUCCUAACUUCAAGAUAGGAGACAUCAUGCUCAUCAAAGAUCACAUCAAUUUCCCAGGAUUCGCGGGGGACAAUCCCCUUCGUGGAAGAAACGAUGAAAGGUGGGGUCCACGAUUUCCAGCCAUCAACAAUGCCUAUGAUCUGAAACUUCGCAAUUUAGCCAGAGGCAUUGCAAACGAGUUGGGACUCGGCAAUUUCAUGAGAGAAGGGGUGUACGCUAUGGUGGGUGGACCAUCCUACGAGACCGUCUCCGAACUCAGGGCUCUUCGAACAUUAGGAGCAGACGCUGUUGGUAUGAGUACUGCGCAUGAAGUGAUCGCUGCUAAACACUGUGGUUUAAGAGUGUUUGGGUUAUCUCUUAUAACGAAUGAGUGCGUAAUGGACUAUGACGUGCAAAGAUCAGCCAAUCACGCAGAAGUCUUAGAUACCAGCAAUCGUAGGAAAGCGGAUCUGGAAAAACUAAUCACUAAUUUGGUAUCACAAAUUACUCAUUAAUUAGCCCAAUAUCUCCAUUGAAAAGUUUCUACAUUGAAAAGUAUGCCUGCCGUAACGUGAUUACAAAAACAGUCUUGUCUGACGUCAUUGUUACAUAUUUUUCACUGAGCAAAAAUAUCACCUGCAAAAAAACUUGGCUGUCAAGAUUCGAUUCUCUGUCACGGUGAUAAAGUUUCCAAGUGACGAUAAAUGCAUAAAACAAUUUAGUGUAAGUCAAAACUUUAUCUGAUAUCACGUCAUUUUUCAUGAAAUGAUAAUAAUAAAAAAAAAACUUCUACUAAAUUAUUGCUAAUUUAUCGUCAUUUCUGCAUAUUUUUCCCUGAAGGAACUUAUCGCCCUCAUGUAUAAUUUAACUGCCAAAAUACAAUUCUCUGUUCUGGUGAUAAGUUUCGCCAGGGAUAGUGACGUUAAAUGCAUAAAACAUUUUUCAGCGUAAGUCAAAACUUUAUCUGACAGCAUGUAAUUUUUCAUGAAAUGAUAAUAAUAAUAAUAAUAAUAAUAGAAAACUUCUACUAAAUUAUUGCUAAUUUGUCGUCAUUUUUUUAUAUUUUUUACUGAAGAAACUUUUCUCCUUGAAAAUUUGACUGCCAAAACUUGUUUCCCUGUUCUGGUUAUAAGUUUCGCCAGAGAAAGUAACGCAAGAUACAUAAAUUUAUUUUAAGUACAAAUCAAAUAUUUAUAUCUGACAAUAAGUACUUUUUACUGUAGAAACUCAAAAGUCUAUAAAGAUUUUGUUGUAUAAAAUGUCUGAGAAAUUGCAUUUAGUUUUAUGUAAAGGUAUUCUAGAUAUUAUAAAUUAAUUUUGAUUACCUUAUUGCUUGUAUCAAACAUAGAGUAACAAUAAAUAUUUCUACUACAUUGUUUA
Parasteatoda tepidariorum (common house spider) is the source of this 1929-nucleotide messenger RNA. Its product is annotated as purine nucleoside phosphorylase. The record is from RefSeq and is a predicted model, not a curated record. Gene Ontology annotation, molecular function: purine-nucleoside phosphorylase activity. NCBI's taxonomy places the organism in Eukaryota, Metazoa, Arthropoda, Arachnida, Araneae, Theridiidae. Gene Ontology annotation, cellular component: cytoplasm. Gene Ontology annotation, biological process: nucleoside metabolic process.